Parasteatoda tepidariorum (common house spider) is the source of this 546-nucleotide messenger RNA. RefSeq lists its product as uncharacterized. Lineage: Eukaryota; Metazoa; Arthropoda; Arachnida; Araneae; Theridiidae. The record is from RefSeq and is a predicted model, not a curated record.
AUGCAUGCAAAUUCAGAAUUCAAAGAAAAAUAUAUUGAGCACAUGCAAGAUUACAUUGAUAAAAAACUCGUUGAAGUUGUCUCAGAAACACAUAAUGAGGAACGUUUAUAUUACUUGUCCCAUCAAGCUGUAAAGAAAAUCACAAAUGGAGAAACUAAGUGGCGUAUAGUUUUUGAUGCAUCUUCACAUUCUCCAGGUCACCCAUAUUUGAACGACGCUCUUGAAGUAGGACCAAAUCUUCUUCCUGAUAUCUUAGCCACAUUGUUGAGAUUUCGACUUUCUAUAAUAGCAAUCACUAGUGAUGGGCGACAAGCAUUUCUGCAGCUGAUUCUAGCAGAAGAAGACAGAGAUGCAACACGAUUUAUUUGGUACAAUACUACAUAUACUCCUGAUGGGACACUCUGCACUGAAGAUAACAUUGUAACUUACCGAUUCACACGUCUUCCAUUUCGACUUGUCUCUAGUCCAUUUUUAUUAGCAGCUUCUCUUCGUGAAUUGUCUACAAAACACAAACAAGCAUAUCCUACAGCAACUAGACACGUUUAG